GGUGCGUGAACACACUGUGUACGUCAGAUGUUGUCGCACAGAAGCUACACGCGUGGGGAAAUUGUAGCACGAUUUCCAUUAAUAUCGCACAGGUUGUCCUGUUAAAACGUUUCGAGCAUUUUGUAAGAGUUUUGUUUCUAACAUGGGGAAAAGAAGUAGACAGAGACAGAAAAAUCAACAGAAUGGCAAGCCGGGUGGGAGAGACGACAGAGACAAUGCUGGCUGGGGCGCGGGCUAUGCCGACAUCGUCAAAGAGAACAAGCUGUUUGAGCAGUACUACCAGGAGCUUGGCUUGGUGCCCUCCGGGGAGUUUGACCGGUUCAUGGCGGCCCUGAGGGAGCCACUGCCGGCCACUAUCCGCAUCACAGGGUACAAGAGCCACGCCCAGGAGAUCCUCCACUGGCUGAAGGACAAGUAUUUCAAGGAGAUUCAGGAGGUGGAGAUCGAUGGGCAGAAGUUUGAGGCUCCGCAAGCUUUGAGCUGGUACCCUGACGAGCUGGCGUGGCACACAAACAUGAGCAGGAAGAUCCUGAGGAAGUCUCCUCUGCUGGAGAAGUUCCACCAGUUCCUGGUCAGCGAGACCGAGUCGGGUAACAUCAGCCGCCAAGAGGCUGUGAGCAUGAUCCCCCCUCUGCUCCUCAAGAUCGAGCCGCAUCAUAAGAUUCUGGACAUGUGUGCCGCCCCGGGGUCUAAAACAGCCCAGCUGAUAGAGAUGCUACAUUCAGACAUGGACGUGCCUUUCCCAGAGGGUUUUGUCAUUGCCAACGACGUGGACAACAAGCGCUGCUACUUGCUGGUGCACCAGGCCAAGCGUCUGAACAGCCCCUGCAUCAUGGUGGUCAACCACGACGCCUCCAACAUUCCCCGACUGCAGGUCGACGCCGAGGACGGCAAGAAAGGCAUCCUCUUCUACGACCGCAUCCUCUGCGACGUGCCCUGCAGCGGAGACGGGACCAUGAGGAAGAACAUCGACGUGUGGAAGAAGUGGACCACCAGCAACAGCCUGCACCUCCACGGGCUGCAGCUGCGUAUCGCGGUGCGCGGCGUGGAACAGCUGGCAGUGGGAGGCAGGAUGGUCUACUCCACCUGCUCCCUCAACCCCAUCGAGGACGAGGCCGUCAUCGCCUCCCUGCUGGAGAAGGGCGAAGGUGCGUUGGAGCUGGCCGAUGCCUCAGCGGAGCUCCCAGGGCUCAAGUGGAUGCCCGGGGUGUCCUCCUGGAAGUUGAUGACGAAGGAGGGCCAGUGGUACAAGGACUGGUCCGAGGUCCCAGAGAGCCGACACACGCAGAUCAGACCCACCAUGUUCCCCCCUCCAGACCCUGAGAAACUGUCCGCCAUGAAGCUCCAACGAUGUAUGAGGAUCCUUCCUCAUCAUCAGAACACCGGAGGAUUCUUUGUCGCUGUCCUGGUGAAAACGGCCCCCAUGCCCUGGAACAAAAGACUACCUAAGCUGAGGAAUAAGGACCUGGCCUCCAGCUCAGCGCCCCAGACAGAGGACUCUCCGGGGGGCACAGGUGCCCCAGACACCCCUCUCUCCGGGCCUCUGGAGGGGGCGAAGGAGGAAGAGGUGGGAGGAAGCGAGCACGCCGUCAAAGAGGAGUCUGGCAAUGGAGAGCAAAGGCAAGAGCCCCCUAAAGAUAGAGCGUGUGGGCCGCCGCCUUCCAAGAAGAUGAAGCUGUUUGGAUUCAAGGAGGAUCCCUUUGUGUUCCUGACUGAAGAUGAUCCUGUCUUCCCUCCCAUACAGAACUUCUACGACCUGAGUCCCGACUUCCCCAAGCAGAACGUUCUGACCAGAACCCACGAGGGCAAGAAAAGGCACCUGUACAUGGUCUCCAAAGAGCUCCGCAACGUACUGAUCAACAACAGCGAGCGCAUGAAGGUCAUUAACACGGGGGUGAAGGUAUGGUCUCGCAACAGCGACGGGGAGCAGUUUGGCUGCGCCUUCAGACUGGCUCAGGAGGGCAUCUACACCCUCUAUCCCUACAUCCGCUCCCGGCUGAUCACGGUCAGCGUGGAGGACAUCAAGGUGCUGCUCACACAGGAGAACCCCUACCUCAGCAAGCUCCAGGACCGAGCUCACUCACAGGCCAAGCAGAUAGGUAUGGGCAGCAUCGUGCUGAGGUACCAGCCGAAUCCCAGUAACCCAGACGAGCCCCAGUGUCCCAUUGAGCUGUGUGGCUGGAGGGGGAAGACCUCCAUCCGAGCCUUCGUGCCUCGCAACGAGAGGUUCCACUACCUCCGCAUGCUUGGGGUGGAGGUGUUCCGAGAGAAGCAGGGCGUGGGCAAGCCAGGGGCCAAGGGCCCCGCCGAGGAGGAGGGGCCGAAGGGAGAGCCCGAGAGCAGGGACGACCACGACGGAGGGAAAGACGCCGUCUCCGACUCCAAGGGCAACAGAGCCGAUCAGGCGGCCACUUGAGGGGGGAGGGGGGGGAGGGGGGUGAACGGAGGGAGGAAAACGACAUGAGGAGAGGAGGUUGGAGAGCUGUACAUCUUGAGCUAUGUUGAUUGGUUCGAGGCUGGACCAAAUGUCUAACGGGGAGGGGGGGGGGGGGGUGGUGUUGGACGCGAGGCUAGGUCACUAAACCACUGCCCGAGCAGAAAGAACACCUCCCGUUGUAGAGUGGUCACAUGGACUGGUCCCCUGCUCCUCCAGUCCAGGUCCAGGACUCAAACGCUCUAGUGAAGUGGCUUGUUUUGUUUUAUACUGCUGUUGACUUUUUUUUCCCAUUUUAAUUGAAAGCAAGGACCCGGUGUGUUUCUUAACGUGCUCAGUCACGGUUGCUACAACCGCUGUUUCAUUUUUCUAUGAUUGUAAUUAAGAGAAAAUAUGAAAUCCAUUAAAAGUAUGAAAUCCA
Hypomesus transpacificus is the source of this 2855-nucleotide messenger RNA. It is a transcript of the gene nsun2, whose product is annotated as NOP2/Sun RNA methyltransferase 2. Lineage: Eukaryota; Metazoa; Chordata; Actinopteri; Osmeriformes; Osmeridae. Gene Ontology annotation, molecular function: tRNA binding; tRNA (cytidine-N5)-methyltransferase activity. Gene Ontology annotation, cellular component: cytoplasm; nucleus. The coding region runs from base 143 to 2416 and encodes 757 amino acids. The record is from RefSeq and is a predicted model, not a curated record. The transcript has 19 exons. Gene Ontology annotation, biological process: tRNA methylation.